AUGGACUUCAAAUCAACAGCCCAAUCGGCUAUGCUAUCACGUCCAAAGAUUCUGAUGCUACAUGGCCAUGCCCAGUCUGGACACAUGCUCCAAUGCAAGACCGAAUAUCUGAAGCCUCGAGUAACAGAUACUAUACUCAACGCUCUACGACAAGAUCCAAGUUCAGGUCCCUCUGACGUGGUCGAGUUUCACUACCCUUCAGGCAGGUGGCCUGCUAAACGUGAUCAACUCCCGGGAGAAAGUAACCACCUGUGGGCAUGGGGACAAGCCGAUAAUCCGGAUGAUUAUGCCUGUGGCCUUGAGCAGUCGGUCAACGAUAUAUUCCGCUAUAUUGAGAGAAAUGGCCCAUUCUUGGGGAUCAUAGGAUUCUCGAUGGGCGCCGCUAUGGGUGCUAUAAUUGCUUCUCUUUUAGAGAAAAGACACUCGAUCGGCAAUUUCAAAUUCGACACGGACCAUCCCCCUUUGGAAUUCGUAAUUGCGGUUUGUGGAUUUACAUUCGGGGACCCUAUUUACAAUGACUUGUACAGUCCAAAGAUUGAGACACCGAUAUUCCUUGCUAUCGCCAGCAUUGAUACAAUGAUCGCUGAAUCUGCAUCGCUGAGACUUCGUAAUUCAAGCACAAAUACCGCUGUAUACAUUUUUCAAGGGGCACAUUAUGUCCCACGAAAUGGACUCUUCUUGGAAGCCUUGGUCCAUUUUAUUGAAGAUGUUUUCAGUAUCAAAGAGGAUCACGAGGACGACUGGGAGGAUUAUGAAGAUUAUUGA
Molecule: messenger RNA, 765 nt
Organism: Penicillium mononematosum
Lineage: Eukaryota; Fungi; Ascomycota; Eurotiomycetes; Eurotiales; Aspergillaceae
Exons: 3
Coding region: 1-765 (254 amino acids)
Cellular component (GO): cytoplasm; nucleus
Source: RefSeq, a predicted model, not a curated record